CAAAUCAUCUCCUCUCCUUGGCAAUUGGCCCUUCCUCUUUCUUUCCUUUUCGAUUUUGCUGGUACCCAGCAAGAAACCGCCUCUAACGGCCGGAAUGGCGGGCCUGCAGCCCGCAGCGAUCCAUCUGCAGCGCCGCCAGCAAGCGAUCGCAGGCCGCCGCGUGCGGCUCCUGGUCAACGCCGGCGCCCUGCUCGUCUCGGCCGGCGGGUCCGUCGUCAUCAUCCACGCCGCCACGCCCUCCGACGACGCGGCCGGUGGUCCGGCGUGCUCCCUCGUCGCGUUCUCCGUCUUCCUCCUCGGCGUGUCGCUGGUGACGCUGGCGCUUGCCGCCGACCGGUUCCCGAGAGCGGCAAGGGUCGGCGCGGCCGUCGCGACGGCGACCAACCGCUACCUGUUCGGCCUUGGGUGGUAAGCGAGGUAGCUAGCUGCUUCACUCAAGGAAGCACAUUAAUUCGGCUUGUUUAUAAGUAAGAUUGCUAUAUUUUUUAGUUAGAAGUAAUGUUGCUAUAUUGGCUCCAUGUCUCCCCAUCGCUUUCUGUUCAUCAAGUUGCAUUGCAUGCAUGGGUGUCCGACUCUGUCUGUCGUCUGUCAGUUUGUGUGCUGGUCAAUGAGCUUACGCCCUGCUCGAAAGCUUCGUAUGAACAGUUGUGCUGUCACUCCGCUUGCGUACUCAGCAUUCUAGCCUGCAGUGUGCUGCCCUAUGAAUAGUAAUGUACGAUGCAUCCAAGGACUGCGUGCGCAAACUGAAACAGGUCCUGUCGUGGAGCUCCACAUGCUUGGCUAUGUGUGUAAUACUAAUAAAAGUUACGGAUUUUUCAAAAAGAU
Panicum hallii is the source of this 825-nucleotide messenger RNA. RefSeq lists its product as uncharacterized. The record is from RefSeq and is a predicted model, not a curated record. The coding region runs from base 95 to 412 and encodes 105 amino acids. Lineage: Eukaryota; Viridiplantae; Streptophyta; Magnoliopsida; Poales; Poaceae. The transcript has a single exon.